AUGGAAUGUAAACUGCAGUACCAGUUGUACUUUAUAGUAGUUGCAGUCCUUUCAGAGAUGCAGCUUUCUUCAGUUCCCUUUCUAAGGAAGAAGAUGGACUAUGCCAGGGGAGAUCCUUUGUGUCUCAGGCUCUACAGUAGCAAGAGAAAGGAGGGCUAUGCUACCUACAUAUAUAAAGUCGUAAAGCAAACUCAUCAAGCCUCAGGGGUCUCCUGCUGGGUUGCUGAUGUCAUAAAUUCUCUGGAUAAACCACAGUUGUUUGGGAAAGUUGCAUUAGAAGCUGCCAGGUUGUCUCUCCACAACAAGAGAAGCCUCAUUACCUGUAGGGAGGUCCAUGCUGCAAUGAAGUUAGUGCUUCUGCAUGAGCUCUCCAAGCAAGAUAGGUGUGAGACCAUCAAAGCUGUGAUGAAGUCCAUUGGCUGUAAAUGAACUAUUAUUAAUAUGUAAUGGUUUUAAUGCUUGUGGUGAUUUAAUGUAUAAUAAAGUAUUUGUAACUAUU
Messenger RNA from Dermochelys coriacea (leatherback sea turtle), 499 nucleotides. RefSeq names its product histone H2B-like. Lineage: Eukaryota; Metazoa; Chordata; Testudines; Dermochelyidae. The record is from RefSeq and is a predicted model, not a curated record. The coding region runs from base 1 to 429 and encodes 142 amino acids. Gene Ontology annotation, molecular function: DNA binding; protein heterodimerization activity; structural constituent of chromatin. The transcript is spliced from 4 exons. Gene Ontology annotation, cellular component: nucleosome.